AAUCCCGGCAGUUCGAAGAAGCAGAGUGGGAGUGGCGCAGAGCUGCAGAGGUCCUGAGAACCGGAGUUGCGGCAAGCCAGGUGUGCAAGUUAAUAUUUUUAAAAUGACCACACCAAACAAGACACCUCCUGGUGCUGACCCUAAGCAGUUGGAAAGGACUGGAACAGUACGGGAAAUUGGGUCACAAGCUGUUUGGUCACUCUCAUCUUGCAAACCAGGAUUUGGUGUGGAUCAAUUACGAGACGACAAUCUAGAAACUUAUUGGCAAUCAGAUGGCUCCCAGCCUCAUUUAGUGAACAUCCAAUUCAGAAGAAAAACGACAGUGAAGACAUUAUGUAUUUAUGCAGACUACAAAUCUGAUGAAAGCUAUACUCCAAGCAAGAUCUCAGUCAGAGUAGGAAAUAAUUUUCACAACCUUCAAGAAAUUCGGAAAGGAGGAAGGGAGGAAAAGAAGAAGAAAGGAAGAAGAAAAGAAAUAGAGGGAAGAGAAGGGCAGGAAGGAAAAGAAGGGGAGGGGAAGGGAAAAGAAGAAGAUACAGAGGUGUUCCUAAAUAGUUUUUCUAAGCAACUUGAAUUGGUGGAACCAAGUGGAUGGAUUCAUGUUCCCUUAACUGAUAAUCAUAAGAAGCCAACUCGCACAUUUAUGAUACAGAUUGCUGUUCUAGCCAAUCAUCAAAAUGGAAGAGAUACCCACAUGAGACAAAUUAAAAUAUACACACCAGUGGAAGAAAGUUCCAUUGGUAAAUUUCCUCGAUGUACAACUAUUGAUUUCAUGAUGUAUCGAUCAAUAAGGUGACUUUAAAACAGAACAAUUCAUUAAACAUAUAUUUGUUUUAUCCUGUAAUUAAAUAUUAU
Molecule: messenger RNA, 855 nt
Organism: Cynocephalus volans (Philippine flying lemur)
Lineage: Eukaryota; Metazoa; Chordata; Mammalia; Dermoptera; Cynocephalidae
Gene: ANAPC10
Product: anaphase promoting complex subunit 10
Exons: 6
Coding region: 104-796 (230 amino acids)
Biological process (GO): protein K11-linked ubiquitination; anaphase-promoting complex-dependent catabolic process
Cellular component (GO): anaphase-promoting complex
Source: RefSeq, a predicted model, not a curated record